CUUGUAUACAGUUAAAGCAAAAUAUGAGCGUAUGUCUUAUCUACAAAAAAUGGGAAAGGUGAUGUUGUGGAUGAAAGUGGGAAAUAUGCAUUUCAAAAUGGAUAUUGAUACUGAGGCAUAUCCCAUCGAUUACACUACUAAUUAUGAUAAGCAUUUGUACUAUAAAUCACAUGAAAAAAAAACAAAACAAAAGAAAAACCUCACAAUGAAAAACGAAGCUUACAUGAGAAGCCUAAUAAUAAAAAAAAGGAAAAUGAGGUUCGUUCAUAUCGGAAACAUGGCGAUGCUGUCAAAGAACAACUGUUUU
Cokeromyces recurvatus is the source of this 307-nucleotide messenger RNA. RefSeq lists its product as uncharacterized. The annotation marks the transcript as partial. The transcript has a single exon. NCBI's taxonomy places the organism in Eukaryota, Fungi, Mucoromycota, Mucoromycetes, Mucorales, Mucoraceae. The record is from RefSeq and is a predicted model, not a curated record.